AUGUCUAAUCCGUACCCUAAGCCUGCAGAGGACACAGCAGCCCAAAACUCUAGACAACUCGAGAAUGCUAUCAAAGCAUUCCAACAACGUAAACCGGUCCAGCAGGUCGACCUGACGGUUCAUAAAAUGGACGACGGCACUGAGGCCUCCACAGUUGACCGUGUUGUUCAAACGGUUCGUGCUCCUGCAUGGCGCAAGCCCACAGACGAAGAGUUUUUUGACAAGUCCGAUCCUACAAAACCCAACCUCGAGUUUCUUAAAAGCCACCUUUACAGAGAAGGUCGUCUUACGGAUGACCAAGCUCUCUAUAUUAUCAAUUCUGCCUCGGAAACUAUGCGCUCAGAACCAACCCUCCUCGAAGUCAGCGCCCCAGUUACCGUCUGUGGCGAUAUCCAUGGCCAAUAUUAUGAUCUUAUGAAGCUCUUUGAAGUCGGUGGAGACCCCUCCAAAACCCGCUACCUCUUCCUCGGAGACUACGUCGACCGUGGUUACUUCUCCAUUGAGUGCGUGCUCUACCUUUGGGCUCUCAAGAUGUGGUACCCCGACUCGGUGUUUCUGCUGCGCGGCAACCACGAGUGUCGCCACCUCACAGGCUACUUUACCUUCAAGCUCGAGUGCGAGCACAAGUACAAUGAAAAAAUUUAUGAUGCUUGCAUUGCUUCCUUUUGCACUUUACCCUUGGCCGCUGUCAUGAAUAACCAGUUCCUUUGUGUUCAUGGUGGCCUAUCGCCUGAGCUCCAUACCCUCGACGAUCUACGGACUCUUAACCGUUUCCGCGAGCCGCCCACCCAUGGUCUUAUGUGUGACCUGCUUUGGUCCGAUCCGGCAGAAGACUUUGGCCGCGAAACUACCUCAGAACAUUUCACCCGCAACGAUGUCCGUGGGUGCUCGUAUUUUUACACAUACGCUGCAACAUGCGCAUUUCUCGAACGCAACAAACUGCUCUCUGUCAUCCGUGCCCACGAGGCACAAGACGCUGGCUACCGCACAUACCAACGUACUCGCACAACCGGUUUCCCCAGUUUAAUGACUAUCUUUUCUGCUCCUAACUACCUCGACUCUUAUAAUAAUAAGGCUGCUGUUCUAAAGUAUGAAAAUAACUCCAUGAACAUUCGUCAAUUCAACAGCUCGCCACACCCAUACUGGCUGCCUAACUUUAUGGAUGUCUUCACCUGGUCUCUUCCCUUUGUAGGAGAGAAAAUCACCGAUAUGCUCAUUGCUAUUCUCAACAUUUGUACCAGAGAAGAGCUUGAGGAAGAUACCGUUUUGGAUAUGAACAAUUCCACCGUUCGCCAAGCCAUUGCCGGAUCUGAUGCCAGCGGUUCGUCCACCGCUGGCUCUUAUAAUGGAGGCGUUGGUUCAUCAAUUGCUCCCGGCUCUACGUCCGCUGGCGGUAACAAUGCUCAGAAUUUGAGCAUUGAAGAGCGCCGCGCCGCUAUGCGCAAUAAGAUUAUGGCUAUUGGCCGCAUGUCACGUAUUUUCCGUGUGCUGCGGCAAGAAAACGAGAGUGUCAGCGAGCUCAAGGCACAAUCUGGUGGAAAACUGCCUGCAGGUACUCUGUUCCUUGGAUCAGAAGGUAUCCGCAGGGCCAUUUGUACGUUUGAUGAUGCCAGACGUGCAGAUAGAGCUAACGAGGCGUUGCCACCGACGCACGAAGAAGCUGUUGCACAGAACGAGUUGGCACGUCAGGAACAUAUGCGCCAGGCAAUGUCUGAAGCCGAUCAUGAUGAAAAUAUCCAGCAACUUGCUCGCCGGUUAAGCAUGGGUUAA
Molecule: messenger RNA, 1770 nt
Organism: Magnusiomyces paraingens
Lineage: Eukaryota; Fungi; Ascomycota; Dipodascomycetes; Dipodascales; Dipodascaceae
Exons: 1
Coding region: 1-1770 (589 amino acids)
Biological process (GO): fungal-type cell wall organization; calcineurin-mediated signaling
Cellular component (GO): calcineurin complex; cytoplasm
Molecular function (GO): calmodulin-dependent protein phosphatase activity; calmodulin binding
Source: RefSeq, a predicted model, not a curated record